Messenger RNA from Anopheles stephensi (Asian malaria mosquito), 3020 nucleotides. RefSeq lists its product as uncharacterized. Gene Ontology annotation, molecular function: protein binding. Bases 115 to 2892 code for a protein of 925 amino acids. The transcript is spliced from 6 exons. The record is from RefSeq and is a predicted model, not a curated record. NCBI's taxonomy places the organism in Eukaryota, Metazoa, Arthropoda, Insecta, Diptera, Culicidae.
CUGGGUAGUGUAGUCAGUGACAAUUUGGCACCCGGAAGUGUUUCACUACUGGAAAAACGGGAGACUAGUGAGAUUAGUGUCCGGUGAAAAUCAUUUAGAACAAUUAGGUGCAGUAUGAAGGGUAGAGUGAAAAUUACCAGCUCGAACCGGCCGAACAUUCGACCGAGCAAAAGCAGCUGCCCUCCAACGCUCGAUUGGAACCGGAAUCGUAAUGGCUGCCUGGCGGUUCUGUUCUGUGUGGUUUGCUUUUCCAUCCUGAUGUGUCUCGUGCUGGCUGAGAUAUUUACCAAGGUGGAUGAGAAGAAUGUGAAUGGCACUACCCCGGCACCACCACGGCCUGGGAAAGGCUUCCCCCUAUUGGUUGUGGAUGCUUACGAAGAUGCUGUGAAGUGCAAAGUGGUUUCACAAUGUGUUUUCCAAUGCUCCGAUGUGAACGUGAUUAACAUAUCGACGGAGGUUCAAGAGUUGGCUAAGGCCUCCUCUUGUUCUUCAUUCGGUUUGAACGUACAAGCUCUCCGGACAUCCGAUGACGUCCUGAGAAGAAAUUGGCUUCAGCUCGACGUAGACCUCGACGUUGCUUCACUACUGCUGAUUAACUCCAACAUUGCCACCAUCGAACCGGAAUCAUUUGACGUCGGUUCAAUGUUUGCCAUGACCGUGCUCACGCUACAAUCGCUCAAGCUCGAUCAUCUUCCGACCGGGAUUUUUCUGGGCCUUCAAAGCUUAAAAGAGCUGAACCUGCUCAAUCUCCCGCUACGCCGCAUCGACCCGUACGUGCUGAGCCCGAUGAAGUACUCGCUGACGCGGCUAAUCAUCGAAAGCAGCCUGGACUCGAUCGGGCCACAAAAUCUUACCGGAUCCGCAACGCUCCCACGGCUGGAGAUACUUUCACUGGAGUACAACCAUUUCGACGACACGCUUCGGCAGGGCACUUUCGCUAAUCUGCCAUCGCUGACGAGCCUGUACCUGCGCAGUUCACACAUUACGUGGCUCGAUGUGGGAGUUUUCCACGACAUAUGCAGCACAGUGAAGCAGAUCCAUCUGAUUGGCAAUAAGCUGACCGUUAUCGAGCCGGGCGCGUUCGACUGUUUGCGCGGCACGGAGGCAAAGAUAUAUCUGAAAGAUAAUCCGUGGCUGUGUGACUGUUCGCAGCAGUACCUGCAGGAGUUGCUGCUGAACACUAACCUGGUGCUGGAUCAACCCGUGUGCGAGAGUCCGCUCGAGCUGAAGGGGAUGUAUGUACGCAAUGUGGAGCUCUGCCCAUCGCCAACUGUUUCGAUUGUGCCAUCUGGCGAGAUAACGACAACGGUGGAGCCGACGACGACAGAUGCUCCAAGCGAAUCAGUGGAUACUACUUUGCAGGAUACGACAACGACUGCCAUGACGACGACUACACAGUCUACUACGGUAGAGGAAACGACGGAGCUGGAAACGAGUAGUACAGAUGAUGCGACUUCCUCGCUAGACGAGACCACUACGGAACAGCAAACAACCGAGGAUGAUUCAACGACUGCAGAUACAACCGACUAUACCUCGGAUACGCCGUCAGAUACAACAAUCGACACUACGACGGAAUACACCACAGUUUCUACAACAGAUUAUACCACCACAACGGAGACAACUUCAACCGCUACUUCCACGGAUACUACACCAAGCACAUCUUCGGUAACGGAUCCAACAACGACUGAAUCUUCAACGGUAACUACCACAGAGUUAACGACGAUAAGUACCACGCCUGAAGCUACUACAACGGAAAGUACCUCUUGGAGCAGCACAAUUUCCACCACUGACCAAACGACAUCCACCGAAAGUACCACGGCAACCGACACUAGCAGCACACCAACAACGACCCUGCCAAUGUCAACCGCUCCACCCAAUUCUGUACAGCUCCAGUGUGAAAGCACUGCCAAUCCAAUAGCAGCCGAAGUAGUUGCGGAAAAGGUAAAGCAUCGGUUGGUGCGAUCUACCGAGUCCGGUACGAUUGGUCUCAAUGUGGCCACUCGUACGAAGCUCUUCACCAUCUCCGAAGCGCAGGAAGGUGUCGUGGAGCUGCUGUUUGAUAAAACAACGUACGGUGCAGUGCUCUGGUUUCACGACACCUCCACCCUGGCGUCCGUGUUUUCCACCAACGUUGAGAGUGCCGCUCACUGUCAAACGCUCAGCAGCCAGAAGCUUCGUAUCGUGAACCUGAUACCGGACAAGAACUACAUUUUCUGCGCGUUUAGUCUUCACGAGGUGAUGGUGUCACCGUUCAACUGUUUACCUUACAGGCUGCUGCCGAUAUACGGCCAGCGGCCCUGGAUGGUGGAGGAUCAGAAGAUCAUGAUGAUAAGCAUCAUCAUCUCGUCGAUACUGGUGGCCCUGCUGACCGGUGUGCUGGUGACGUACUGCUUCUUCAAAAGUAUGUCCCUGUACCAGUCGAACCGGUUCUCUUUUGUUGUAGAUUCCAAAACCUCGGUCCUGCCGGUCGAGAACAACACCGUGAAAAACACGUACAUGUCACCGAUGCCACCGAAGAAGCCGCUGACGCCGGAAAGGCCAAACAUCAAGCGAAGCGUGUCGGAUACGAGCAUCGAAAGUGGUCGCAGCUACGUGUCCGCCGUUGUGCCCACGACCCAGUUCCAGUACAUAUCCUGGAAGAUGGAGAACCGUUCCCGACCUUCGCUGGAGUUCUACCCGAACGAGCCGCCACCACCACCCCUGCCGCCCCACCCGAGCAAACGUUUGAAGAAGCAAAAGUCUGAGAUCAAAAUAAACUUUCCCGCCCAGCAUCAGCAGGGCAUCUACGACGAACCGGCCGGAACGAGCUACAUGGGACGUAGCGCUGGUACGCUACAUCAGUCACUCCGCAGCAAUCGGCACCGGGCGUCCUAUGGUGGUGUGAUCCACUGAGGGUACAUCGUGACCACUUACCAAAAAUUGCCUGCACAACUCUAUUUGUAUGUGUGUGUGUUACUAAGCACCAUGAAUAAAUAAUUCGAAUACGACAGACAGGUAGUCUGUGGGCCGAUUACUGGGAA